Molecule: messenger RNA, 2400 nt
Organism: Bombina bombina (fire-bellied toad)
Lineage: Eukaryota; Metazoa; Chordata; Amphibia; Anura; Bombinatoridae
Gene: ZNF653
Product: zinc finger protein 653
Exons: 9
Coding region: 19-1644 (541 amino acids)
Biological process (GO): regulation of transcription by RNA polymerase II
Cellular component (GO): nucleus
Molecular function (GO): transcription coregulator activity
Source: RefSeq, a predicted model, not a curated record
CGUCAGUGCAGAUGUGCGAUGGAGGCCCCGUUGUCUAGUCACACUGGCUCCGAAGAGGAUGAUGAUUAUGGGAGGAAGGUUCGUGGAAGGCCAAGACUGGCUGAUACAGAUCGGGUCAAGAGGAGGCUAGAAUCCCGCAAGAAAUACGAUGGCCGCAGGGUUUACCUGGGGGAAACGCACGGGGCCUGGGUGUGGAGAAGAGAAAGAGGGGGAGGAGGAGAGCCCUGGAGCGAUGCCCGUCUGGCUGCAUACUUACUGGCUAUGGAGAAGCAGGGGAAACCCCUUGAGAAUAAUCAGAGGAGUGAAAUGCAUAGGAAAGGUCAAAAACACUGUGAGAGCAGCCUGCAGGGUUUGGUGACCUGGUACCAGGAUCAUAAAAAACAAUGCUCUUGUGAGCCUUGCCUGUCUAAAUUAGAUACCAGCCACGUCAUGUGUCCAGUAGCUGUGUGGCAAUGCAGUGCUGGUCACAGCUUUUUUCAGGAUCUGAGCUACCCAAUCAAGAGGCCCAAACAUAGAGGAUGUGAUGACGGAGCCAGUUCUGAUUCUUCAUCCAGCUCUGCCCCAGUUGAGCAGACACUUGAAAUCUGCUCCGAGACAUCACCCCCUGACUAUCCGCCUUCUACUGAGGGUGAAUCAGAAUCUAAAGAGCAGGGCACAGAAGAAAACAACACUGUGGUUUGCGUCCCUAUGCAGGAGGGGUCAGGUUCCGAAGAGUUUUAUGAAGAGGUGUCUCAGAAUGAGCUGGGGCAUGUAGUGACAGCUGGCUGCCCAUCUCAAGUCAUUAUUAUUGCUGGGCCUGGUUACGAGGCGCUGGCAUCAGAAGGUAUUCAUUUGGAUGUGACAGCUAACAGCAGCGGAGAUGAGGAUGAUCCAGGCACAGCAAUGGAAGGAGUUUCAGCUUUCACACAAACUGAUGCAGAGGACCGGGAUUGGGACCAGAGAAGUACAGGAACAGUGAUAGAGGAAGAGCCAUUUUACUACACAGUGAAGAGAGAGCCUGAUACAGAGGAAGAAAUUCAGGAACCAGAAUCUGACAUCCAUCUGUCUGAUGACACCUCUCAGGGCCAGACUGAAACCGUACUCGUUGGAGACCAGGAGUAUGAGACGGAUGUCAUCCAGCUGAUUCCCAAGGAGUCUGAAAAAAAAAAGUGUAAGUCAAGCCGAAUAAUAGAUGCCGAUGGCUUACUCCAGAUGUUCCAUUGUCCAUAUGAGGGCUGUAAUCAGGUCUACACUGCUGUGAGCAGCUUCCAGAACCACGUGAACCUAAUUCACAGAAAAGGCAGAACCAAAGUAUGCACUGAGCCUGGUUGCGGUAAAAGGUUCUAUGUAUCCAAUCACCUCCGUCGCCAUAUGAUCAUACACACAGGUUUACGUGAAUUUAUAUGUGAAACUUGUGGUAAAUCGUUCAAAAGGAAAAAUCACCUAGAAGUUCAUAGAAGAACACAUACCGGAGAGACACCGUUACAGUGUGAGGUUUGUGGGUACCAGUGCAGACAACGGUCAUCCCUGAACUGGCAUAUGAAAAAACAUCGGGCCGAGGUCAAUUUCAACUUUUCCUGCGAGUACUGUGGCAAACCCUUUGAGAAGAAAGAAAGUGUUAAAUUCCACAAACUGAAGAGCCACCCUGAGAAAGUUAACCCUUGAAGGGAUUGCAAGGCAUCCUGGUCAUUUGAGAGCGCUGACAGAGUGUGGCAGGCUGGGCAUGUGAGGGCGUUAAUAAACCAUGGGAGGACUCUGAUAAAAUAUGCUGUUGGGAGUGUGGGUACUAUUGGAUAGUUAUGUAAGUAGACCUCCUUGGUUUGUUUGGUUUGGGUUUUUUUUUAAGUCACAUAUUUAGAAAUAUUCCUCUACUAAUAUAGCCCUAGAGUCCUACAAAAGAACGAUAUGAAAUUUUAUAGUUGAACCCAGUCCUGACCUGUUCUGCCAGAAGUGCCUGCACUGCACCAUAUUUAUAUUAAAAUAUGGGUCUUCAAAAUAUUUAUACACUUCCUUUUUUUUAUUCAUUGAAGUUUCAGUAUUGUGACAAUAUUGAAUUAAAUGUUUUCUUAUUUAUUUCAGGCUGUUUUAAAUAGUUUCCUUUUUGAAGGUUCACUAACAUUAGAAGGGAUGUUUUAAAAAAAUGUCACACUUUAUUCAUCAAUGUAAUUCUUUUUGUUUUGUUUUAGAAAAAUGUUAACAUCAUUUCGGCUUCUCCAGAAUGCUUAGCAUCAUGGUGAAAUUCAAGUGUCUGUGGACACCAACCAUGCUUACUGUAUAUGGGAGUUAAGGUUUGGUCAGAGACCUGGUGCAAAAAUACAUUUUAAGUUCUCUGUAGUGCAGUAGUGUAUCUCCACAUAAAGAGACAUUUGAAUAACCCUGCUAUAAAGUAGGACAUUAUUAAAUAUUGAGGACUGCUUUGAA